AUGCCACCAAGUAGCUUACGGGUCGUGUACGCGUUCGCCAGAGAAAUGCAUCCAAAGACGAGUGAUGUUUUUAUAGAAUACGGCACAGCCGGAUUUCGCACAAAAGCCAAUUUGUUGGAGCAUGUGGUGUACCGCAUGGGCCUGUUGGCCGUUAUACGCUCCAGGGUGAAGAAUGGUCGCACAAUAGGUAUUAUGAUCACUGCCUCGCACAAUCUCGAACCCGAUAAUGGAGUGAAGUUGGUUGACCCGGACGGGGAAAUGCUGGAACAGAGCUGGGAGGAGAUAGCCACGAGACUUGCUAAUGUCAGCGACAAUGACUUAGAAUCAACAACGGAGCAGGUGAUAAAACAAGUGAACGCCGACAUGUCCCUCAAGGCGAGCGUGUUCAUCGGUAUGGACACCAGGUACACAAGUCCCCGAUUAGCAGCGGCGGCAGCUAACGGUGUCAUCGCUCUAAAGGGAACUCCCAAAGAGUUCGGCAUCGUUACAACUCCGAUGUUGCAUUUCUGUGUCAAAUGUCGCAACGACAACACUUAUGGAACACCCACUGAAGAAGGUUAUUAUGAAAAAAUUGUGGGCGCUUUCAAGAAGAUCCGACAGAAGUUGACCGUGUGUGGCGAUUAUAACACCACGCUAUACAUCGACGGGGCUAACGGAGUCGGCGGGAAGAAACUCAACAUUAUCAAGAAGACUUUGGACGGCGAACUUGAUCUGCAGUUGUUUAAUAUAGGAGGAAAUGGAGGGAAACUCAAUUUGAAUUGUGGAGCAGACUUCGUGAAAGUAUCCCAGAAGGCUCCGGUAGGAAUCGAACAUGUUCCAUUCCAGCGCGUGGCAUCCCUCGACGGAGACGGCGAUAGGCUCGUCUAUUAUUAUAUCGAUGACAAAAACAAUAUGAAUUUAUUAGACGGUGACCGCAUUGCGACGUUGCUGGCCUCGUACAUAGCGGAGCUGUUGCGUGCUUGCGAAGCUUCGUCGGACUUGCAGAUAGGGCUCGUACAGACCGCGUAUGCCAACGGCGCUUCUACGAAGUACAUCACUGAAGAUCUGAAAGUUCCAGUGUCGUGUGUGAAGACGGGCGUGAAGCACUUGCACCACGCGGCGCUGUCCUACGACAUCGGCGUGUACUUCGAGGCCAACGGCCACGGGACUGUGGUCUACAGCACCAAGGCCAAGGAAGUUAUCGCGAAGGUUGCACAAGAGGGAGAACCCGAACAACGCAAAGCUGCCCAACUGCUACAAAACUUCAUAGACAUGACGAACGAGACAGUCGGUGACGCCAUAUCCGACCUGUUCCUGGUGGAGACAGUUCUGUGUGCGCGAGGACACGGCGUCAAGCAGUGGAUGAGCUCCUACACAGACUUGCCCUGUCGACAACUUAAAGUUACUGUUCAGGACCGUAAUGCGAUAUCAACAACAGACGCCGAACGUCAGUGCACGGCCCCAGAGGGCCUACAGACACGCAUCGACGAGCUGGUGCGGCCCUACAGCUGUGGCAGGGCCUUCGUGCGGCCUUCCGGCACCGAGGACGUCGUCAGGGUCUACGCCGAGGCCGACACGCAGCUGUCAGCAGACAAGCUAGCGGCUGAAGUAGCUCAAGCGGUAUAUGACCUGGCGGGCGGGGUGGGGGCCCGGCCUGAACUGCCCGCCUAG
Molecule: messenger RNA, 1650 nt
Organism: Arctia plantaginis
Lineage: Eukaryota; Metazoa; Arthropoda; Insecta; Lepidoptera; Erebidae
Source: the annotation of a GenBank genome assembly